Molecule: messenger RNA, 2608 nt
Organism: Lagenorhynchus albirostris (white-beaked dolphin)
Lineage: Eukaryota; Metazoa; Chordata; Mammalia; Artiodactyla; Delphinidae
Gene: ZIC2
Product: Zic family member 2
Exons: 3
Coding region: 16-1611 (531 amino acids)
Biological process (GO): central nervous system development; regulation of transcription by RNA polymerase II
Cellular component (GO): nucleus
Molecular function (GO): RNA polymerase II cis-regulatory region sequence-specific DNA binding; DNA-binding transcription factor activity, RNA polymerase II-specific
Source: RefSeq, a predicted model, not a curated record
GCAGACGCGCUGGCCAUGCUCCUGGACGCGGGGCCGCAGUUCCCGGCCAUCGGGGUGGGCAGCUUCGCGCGCCACCAUCACCACUCGGCCGCCGCGGCGGCGGCGGCGGCCGCGGAGAUGCAGGACCGCGAACUGAGCCUGGCGGCGGCGCAGAACGGCUUCGUGGACUCGGCGGCCGCGCACAUGGGCGCCUUCAAGCUCAACCCGGGCGCGCACGAGUUGUCCCCCGGCCAGAGCUCGGCGUUCACGUCGCAGGGCCCCGGCGCCUACGCCGGCUCCGCCGCGGCGGCCGCGGCCGCCGCCGCGCUCGGGCCCCAUGCCGCGCAUGUCGGCUCCUACUCUGGGCCGCCCUUCAACUCCACCCGGGACUUCCUGUUUCGCAGCCGCGGCUUCGGCGACUCGGCGCCGGGCGGCGGGCAGCAUGGGCUGUUCGGGCCGGGAGCUGGUGGCCUGCACCACGCACACUCGGACGCACAGGGCCACCUCCUCUUUCCUGGCCUCCCGGAGCAGCACGGGCCGCACGGCUCGCAGAAUGUGCUCAACGGGCAGAUGCGCCUCGGGCUGCCCGGCGAGGUGUUCGGGCGCUCGGAUCAGUACCGCCAGGUGGCCAGCCCGCGGACCGACCCCUACUCGGCGGCGCAGCUCCACAACCAAUACGGCCCUAUGAAUAUGAACAUGGGUAUGAACAUGGCAGCGGCCGCCGCCCACCAUCAUCACCACCACCACCACCCUGGUGCCUUUUUCCGCUACAUGCGGCAGCAGUGCAUCAAGCAGGAGCUCAUCUGCAAGUGGAUCGACCCGGAGCAGCUGAGCAACCCCAAGAAGAGCUGCAACAAAACUUUCAGCACCAUGCACGAGCUGGUGACCCACGUCUCCGUGGAGCACGUCGGCGGCCCGGAGCAGAGCAACCACGUCUGCUUCUGGGAAGAGUGUCCGCGCGAGGGCAAGCCCUUCAAGGCCAAAUACAAACUGGUCAACCACAUCCGCGUACACACCGGCGAGAAGCCCUUCCCCUGCCCCUUCCCGGGCUGCGGCAAGGUCUUCGCGCGCUCCGAGAACCUCAAGAUCCACAAAAGGACCCACACAGGGGAGAAGCCUUUCCAGUGUGAGUUCGAGGGCUGCGACCGGCGCUUCGCCAACAGCAGCGACAGGAAGAAGCACAUGCACGUCCACACCUCCGAUAAGCCCUAUCUGUGCAAGAUGUGCGACAAGUCCUACACGCACCCCAGCUCGCUGCGGAAACACAUGAAGGUCCAUGAGUCCUCCCCGCAGGGCUCCGAGUCCUCCCCUGCCGCCAGCUCCGGCUACGAGUCGUCCACGCCCCCGGGGCUGGUGUCCCCCAGCGCCGAGCCCCAGAGCAGCUCCAACCUCUCCCCGGCGGCGGCGGCGGCGGCGGCGGCGGCGGCGGCGGCGGCGGUGUCCGCGGUGCAUCGGGGCGGAGGCUCGGGCGGCGGCGGCGCGGGCGGAGGCUCCGGUGGAGGCGGCGGCGGCGGCGGCGGGGGAGGCGGCGGGGCGGGCGGGGGCGGCGGCGGCGGCGGCUCUGGCGGGGGCAGCGGGACGGCCGGAGGCCACAGCGGCCUCUCCUCCAACUUCAAUGAAUGGUACGUGUGAGAGGCCGGGGCCUCUCUCUCUCUCCCGGUCCCCACCCUGGCGCGGCAGCCCUCCGGUGGCGAUCGCCCAGGGCACCCUGUGACCGUGUUGUUAAAAUUACGAAUCUGAUUUUUAUGAUGAUGGAAACGAUUUUACCAGCAGAAGGAUUUUUUAAAGUUUUUUUUUUUUUUUCUAAAUCUAAUCUAGGCAUGAAAAGCAAAAAGAUCCCUUCCGGAGUCUCUGAAGCUAAAAAUAUAAAAUAAGAAAUAAAAAAACCCAUAAAAAAAUUGAACCAAACCCUCCAUGCCUUCCCCCAUGCGCGCUUUCCUUCCCGCCCCUUUCCCAGGCUUCUGACAAACUGUACAUAGCGGACUCCUCCUUCCUUCUCCGACGUGGUUUUAAUGGCUUCUUGGUGUAUAGAAGUUUGUCCAUUUGUAAUUCUCUGGAUUGCGUUCCUCCUGCCUUUCUUCCCUUCCCUUCCCCAAGUGAUGGGCUUUUUCUUUUCUCUUUUUAGUUUCCCCGGUUUCUUUUUAAGUAAUGUGGAAGAAAAUGGUUUAUUUUGUAUUGUGGUAUUGAAUAUUGUGUUCCUUUUUAUGAGGCAACUUGAUUGUAAACUUCAUGCAACUAUAGACUGGAAAAAACAAGCCGUGCCAAAGUCUCCCUUCUGUUUCUUCAACAUGCUGAUCCACAGCACUCACACAUCACCACCACCAACGCUUGUGAAUGUAUUUUUCUGUUAGCUGGGUUUACAUGUGAUGUUUUAGUGCGUUUGCAAGUUCAAUUUGUUAGUUCCUGUAUGAAAGAUUUUGGUGGGGGGGGGGAAUAAACGUCGUGCCGUUAGUUUUUUCCGUAAUAACACCCUUCCUUCUGUAAAUACCCGUUACCAUAUUUAUCCAUUUGUAAUUAAAUUAUGGUAUUAACUUGCUACAGAGGAAACAAUAUUUAUAAAGAAUGUUUCUUAACUAUAAAUAUGUACAAUUGUGGGCAUAAACUGUUUCAGAUUUUUUAUUUGAAGGUU